Messenger RNA from Hyaloscypha bicolor E, 1728 nucleotides. Its product is annotated as carboxylesterase. Lineage: Eukaryota; Fungi; Ascomycota; Leotiomycetes; Helotiales; Hyaloscyphaceae. Bases 1 to 1728 code for a protein of 575 amino acids. The record is from RefSeq and is a predicted model, not a curated record. The transcript has a single exon.
AUGAAAGUCUCACUUGCGUCAGGCGCAAGCCUUCUCGCCUCCCUUUGUUACACCAUCGUCUGUGCUGCUCAAUCAACUUCGACCUCAACUCCUACUCCCUCAUCCACCACCUUCGUUGAUGAGCCCACUGUCUCUAUUCAUGGGUACGGAACACUCCAAGGCAAUCGCUCACAGUAUGUAAACUCGGUCUACAAUUUCAAGGGCGUUCCCUAUGCUGCUGCACCCACGGGCCAAUAUCGCUGGAAACAUCCCCCACAUCCAGUCCCAUGGAAUGACACUCGAGAUGCCACUCAGUUCAGUUUACCCUGCCCACAGCCAGGCGUCGGCAACUACAGUGAAGACUGUCUCUAUCUCAACGUAUGGACGCCAGAAAAUGCAACACUCAACGACGUCUACUCCAGCACGGUUGGCGCAGGGGUGCUGCCAAAUGCCACCAACAGCCAGUAUCCUGUAUACGUCUGGAUCUAUGGAGGAAGAUUUGCAGGUGGUGCCUCCAGCGAUUCUAUCUACGAUGGUGCUGGACUUGCAGCCAAAGGAGUUGUUGUUGUCAGCAUGAACUAUCGUCUUGGAGCUCUUGGAUUCCUUGCACACCCAGAGUUGAGUGCCAACUCAUCUAGCGGCACAUCUGGUAAUUAUGGCCUCGUUGACCAGCAAGCAUCUCUCCACUGGACAAUUGAGAACUGUGCUGCCUUUGGUGGCGAUCCCACCCGAAUUACCAUUGGAGGUCAGUCCGCGGGCGCAGCUUCAGUCAUCGAACACCUCAAUAGCCCGCUUGCAGCUGGUCUCUUCACUCAAGUCAUUGCAGAAAGCGGCGUCCGUUACCCUUCUGAUCCUCUUAUUGGAAGUCUCGCUCAAAGCUAUCGCCAACUAGCUGAAGCAGAAACGCAAGGCGCGGCUUACAUCACAACGCUGAACGUCAGCAGCAUAAACGAAGCUCGAGACCUGCCUGUUGAGGCUUUCCUGUCAUCUGGGAGCCUAAGUGACACGACCUAUGUUGGCACAGUCUUUCAGAACAAUUCUAAUUACAUGGAACCUCCCCUGUUUCGCCCAGUUCUAGAUGGCUAUGUCCUCCCGGCAACAUACCAGUCCCUCCUGUCUUCGGGAAAUCAUUCUAUCGUCCCAGUACUCACCGGAAACAACAAAGACGAGAGUGGUGCAAGUCCCAGUCCCGGACUCAGUGUAGCAAACUACACUUCCAUUAAUCAAUUAGAUUUCGGUAGUGUUGGUCUUGCAGACGAGUUCCUCGCUCUCUACCCUGCUGGCAACAGCUCUACCAGCGCAGACAACUCCAGCAAUGCUUUCUACCGCGACCAAAGCCGGACCGGCACCUGGCUCUGGGCAAGCGAGUACACUUCUGGCUCCCAAAACUUCUCUAGCAAUACAGGCAAUUUCACAGCGUACACAUAUUACUGGACCCAUGCGCCUCCGGGGCAAAGUCGUGGAGCAUACCACAUGAGCGAGAUCAACUAUGCUUUCAACAACUUGUACGGGACAAAUUCACCGUGGACGGCGGAAGAUUAUGUGAUUGCGGAUACGAUGUCGAGUUACUGGGCGAAUUUUAUAAAGAAUGGAGAUCCGAAUGGAGACGGAUUGGUGGCUUGGCCUGCGAGUACUGCGGAUAGUGCUGUGACGAUGGAGCUGGGUGAUGCUUUUGAGGUCAUACCAGUUGCGAACUCGUCAAACAUUGCGUUUGUAAAGGAAUGGUUUACCAAGUGGCCCGUAUACUGA